AUGAGCGGCCAAAUCCCAAUACAAUUCACUGAGCUCUUCAAUCUCCAAAACUUGGGAGUGAAUCCACAACUCAUUUCAUUCACCACCGUUACGCUCGAAUCAGAUAAAUAUGUUUGUGUUAGGGAUCAAAUCUCACCUCAAAAGUCUAUCCAAAUUGUUGAUGUCGAUUCUCAAAGUGUUACCUCGAAUAAAGUCAAUGCUGACUCGGCCAUUAUGCACCCAACAACAAAGGUGCUCGCAUUGAGAUCUGGAAACACUAUUCAAAUUUUCAACUUGGAAAUGAAGGCAAAGAUGAAGGAACACACAAUGACCGAAGCUAUUGUCUUCUGGAGAUGGAUCAGCACAAACACUAUUGCCAUCGUUACGGCAACCAGUGUGUACCACUGGUCAAUGGAUGGUCAAAGCGCUCCAAAGAAGAUGUUCGACCGUCAUCAAAACCUCGCCAACGCUACCAUCAUCAACUACAGAACUGAUACUAAUGCACAAUGGUUGUUAUUAAUUGGUUUAGCAAGAGCUGAAGACAACUCAACAAAGGGAGUAAUGCAAUUGUACUCGGUUGAGAAGAAGGUCACUCAAGCAAUCGAUGGCCACGCUGCUUGUUUUGUGGACUUUAAGCUCUCUAAUAAUUUUGUUACAACUGUUGUUUGUAUUGCAUCAAGCACACCACAAGGUGGUAAACUCUUCGUGAUGGAAGUGCCAACCAACAAGCCAUCUGAUGCCCCAGCAUUUGAAAGAAAGGCUGUUCCAAUCCAAUUCCCAACCCAAGGAGACUUCCCAGUUGCUAUGCAAGCAAGUGAUAGACAUGGUGUUUUCUUCAUGAUCACAAAAUCUGGAUUCUUGUACAUGUAUGACGUUGAAUCAGCUACACUGAUCUUCAGCAAUCGUAUUAGUGAUGAUGCUCUAUUCAUCACAGCCCCAAGAGCUGGAGGUCUCAUUGGUGUCAACAAGAAGGGUCAAGUUUUGUCAAUCACAGUUGAUGAUAACACUGUUGUUCCAUAUGUUGCCAAGGUUUUGGGUGACCAAGCUUUGUCCUUGAAGAUUUCUUCUAGAGCUAAUAUUGGAGGCAAUAUGGUUAGCGACUUGUAUCUCCAACAAUUCAAUCAACAACUCAACCAAAUGAACGUCCAAGCUGCUAUUACUCUUGCUGCUGACUCACCACAAGGAAUUUUGAGAACUCCUGAUACUAUUGCUAGAUUGCAACGUUUACCAGUUGCUCCAGGACAAAAGCCUGCAAUUUCUCAAUACUUCCAAUACAUUAUCGAAAAGAGUAAGCUCAAUCCUUAUGAAUCUCUCGAAUUGGCAAAGAUUGUCUUACAAAAGCAAGGAGGUGUUGAUUACUUGAAGAAGUUAUUAGGUGAUGACAAGAUUGAAGGAAGCACUGAAUUGGGAGAUUUUGUUAGACAAUACAGCCAAGAAUUGGCCAUGCAAAUUUACUUGAAGGGUAAAGCACACGACAAGAUUAUUGAUUCAUUGUUGCAAAUGGGUGACUAUGAACGAGUGUUGGCAUAUUGUCAAAAAGUAGAAUUCACUCCAGACUACUAUGAUAUCUUCAGAAAGCUUUGUAUGGUUAAUCCUGACAAUGCUGUCAAAUAUGCUUGCAAGAUUCACGAAAACCAACAAACAAGAAUUGAACCAAACACUGUAAUUGAUCUUUUGGUUCAAGGAAAUCUCAUCAAGCAAGUUACAGCUUAUCUUUUGGAUAUUCUCAAGAAUGACAGACCUGAGGAUGGACCUCUUCAAACAAGAUUGUUGGAAAUCAACUUGACUUACAGUCCAAUUCAAGUUGUUGACUCAAUUCUCCAACAAAAACUUGUUUCUCAUUACGACAAGGCUAAGAUUGCUAGAAUGUGUGAAAAGGCUGGACUCUUCCAAAGAGCUCUCGAAAACUACACUGAUCCAAACGACAGAAAGAGAGUCAUUGUCAAUACUCACGCAAUGAAUGUUGAAUGGUUGGUCAAAUGGUUUGAGGAUAUUCCAAAGGCAGAAGUUUUCACUUAUUUAAGAGAAUUAAUGAAGAACAAGAAUAACCUCCAAAUUGUUGUCAAGGUUGCUACUGCCAACAGUGAUGUUUUGGAACCAGAGAACCUCAUUCCAAUCUUUGAGGAAGCCAAGAGCAACGAAGGACUUUACUACUAUUUGGGCUCCAUUGUUGGAUUCUCUCAAGAUCCACAAGUUCACAACAAGUACAUCAUUGCUGCUACUAAGGUCAACCAACUUUCUGAGGUUGAAAGAGUUACUCGUGAAAGUGAUUACUAUGAAGCUGAUGUUAUCAAGGAAUUCUUGAAGGAAGCAAGAUUGGCUAACCAAAUGCCACUCAUUAACGUUUGCGACAAGCAUGGUUAUAUUGAUGAAUUGGUCAGAUAUCUCUACAACAACAGUCAACUCAAAUUCAUUGAUAUGUAUGUCAGACAAAUUAACCCAAUUAGAACUCCUGAAGUUGUUGGUGCUCUCCUUGAUGUUGAUGCCAGUGAAGAUUUCAUUAGAAAUCUCAUCAUGGGAGUUGGUAACAUGUGUCCAACUGAACCAUUGGUUGAAGAGGUUGAAAAGAGAAAUAAGCUCAAGUUGUUGUUGCCAUGGUUGGAAGCUCGUGUUAACGAAGGAAGCCAAGAACCAGGCUGUCACAAUGCUUUGGCAAAGAUUUAUAUUGACCUCAGCCAAAAUGCUGAAAACUUCUUGAUUAACAACCAAUUCUAUGAUUCAAGAGUUGUUGGUCAAUAUUGUGAAAAGAGAGAUCCUCACUUGGCCUUCGUUGCUUAUAAGAGAGGACAAUGUGACUUGGAAUUGGUCGCUGUUACCAACAAGAACGGUAUGUUCAAGCAACAAGCCAGAUACCUUGUUGAGAGACAAAGCCCAGAAUUGUGGGCUCACGUUUUGGAUGGUGAGAACACUUAUAGACGUCAACUCAUUGAUCAAGUCGUUCAAACUGCUCUGCCUGAAAGCAAGAGCAGCGAUGAAGUCUCUACCACUGUUAAGGCAUUCAUGACUGCCAAUCUUCCAAACGAGUUGAUUGAAUUAUUAGAAAAGAUUGUUUUACACGGAUCAUCCGAGUUCAAGACCAAUAGAAACUUGCAAAACUUGUUGAUUCUCACUGCUAUCAGUGCUGAGAAGACUCGUGUCAUGGACUACAUCAACAGAUUGGACAAAUAUGACGCAGCUGAUAUUGCCAGAGUUGCUAUCAACAAGGAGUUGUACGAGGAAGCCUUUGUCAUGUACAGCAAGAACAAGUUGAACACAGAUGCUAUCAGAGUUUUGAUUGAUUACAUUCAAUCUAUUACUAGAGCUGCUGAAUAUGCUAAGGUUGUCAAUGAACCAGAGUGUUGGAGCAUUUUGGCUAGAGCCCAAUUGAAUGCUCUCCUUGUUUCUGAUGCUAUUGAAUCCUUCAUGAAGGCUGAUGACCCAACUGACUACCACAAUGUCAUUCAAUAUGCUGAACAACAAGACGAAUACAAGUCAUUGAUCAAAUUCUUGGAAAUGGCCAGAAAGAAGAUCCAAGACUCUGUCAUUGAUACUGAAUUGGUUUAUUCUUAUGCUAAGUAUUCCAAGCUCAAGAAUAAGCCAGAAGUUUUGGCUGACAUGGAAGAUUUCAUCUCUGGACCAAACUUGGCUCAAAUCCAAGCAGUCGGUGAUAGACUUUUCGAUGAACAAAUCUACAAUGCUGCUAGAAUUCUCUUCCAAUCCAUUUCUAACUAUGCUCGUUUGACAAGUACUUUGAUCAAGUUGGGAUUGUUGAGAGAAGCUGUCUCAUCUGCUCAAAAGGCUAACUCCAUCAAGUCAUGGAAGGAAGUUAUGUUUGCUUGUAUUGAUGCUAGUGAAUUUAGAUAUGCUCAAUCAUGUGCUCUCAACAUUAUUGUUCAUGCUGAUGAACUGGAAGAUCUCCUCUACUAUUAUGAACAACGUGGAUACUUUGAACAAGUUAUUGAACUUAUGGAGAAGGGAUUGGGACUUGAACGUGCUCACAUGGGUAUCUUUACUGAAUUGGGAGUCUUGUAUGCCAAGUACAGACCAGAAAAGCUCAUGGAACACAUUACUCGUUAUUGGGGUAAAUGCAACAUUCCAAAGUUGUUACAAGCUUGCGAAGCCAAUCACUUGUGGGCUGAAAUGAGAUUCUUGUAUUGUCACCAUGACGAACCUGAUGCAGCCAUCAAGGUCAUGAUGGAACACUCUCCAGAAGCUUGGGACCACUCAGUAUUCACAGAAACUAUUGUCAAGAUUGUAAAUAUGGAAUUGUACUACAGAGCUAUUAACUUCUACUUGCAAGAGCAACCAAAAUAUCUUGAAGAUUUGAUGGUUGUGCUCACACCAAAGUUGGAUCAUGAAAGAGUUGCACGUGAUAUUAGAUAUCAAAACAAUGGUGAAGACCUUCCACUCAUCAAGAAGUAUUUGGAAUCUGUCCAAGAUCAUGACUUGCCACAAGUUAACGAAGCUCUUAACAGCUUGUACAUUGAAGAAGAGGAUUAUAUUGCAUUGAGACGAUCUCUUGAUCAAUAUAGAAAUCUUGACCAAUUGGCUCUUGCUGCUCAAUUGGAGAAUCACGAACUUCUUGAAUUCAGAAGAAUUGCUUCAUGGCUGUACAAACUCAACAAGCAAUGGGAGAAUUCGAUCAAGUUAAGCAAGAAGGACAACUUGUACAAGGAUGCAAUGGAAACUGCAGCUGAAAGUCAAAAGCAAGAUAUUUGUGAAGAUCUUUUGAAAUUCUUCGUCUCUAAGGGUUUGAAGGACUGCUUUGCUGCUUCAUUGUAUAACUGUUACAAUUUCGUUCGUCCUGAUGUUGCUCUUGAGUUGGCUUGGAGAAACAACAUUAUCGACAUGGUAAUGCCAUACAUGGUUCAAGUUUUGCGAGAAUAUACCACCAAGGUUGAUGAUUUGUGCACAGAGAGUCGUCAAAGAAAGAAGGAUGCUGAAAUCAAGGCUCAACAAACAGCUACUGAAUACGGUGAUCCAAAUGCUGCUUACACAGGUGCUGUCACUGAUCCAUACGCUACUGGUUACACUCAAGGUGGAUACACUGGUUACACUGCUGAUCCAUACUCUCAAGGAUAUGGUGGUGCUUAUGGUGGUUACACUGGCGGAAACACUUGGUAA
Molecule: messenger RNA, 5082 nt
Organism: Naegleria lovaniensis
Lineage: Eukaryota; Heterolobosea; Eutetramitea; Acrasida; Naegleriidae
Exons: 3
Coding region: 1-5082 (1693 amino acids)
Biological process (GO): intracellular protein transport; receptor-mediated endocytosis
Cellular component (GO): clathrin complex; clathrin coat of trans-Golgi network vesicle; clathrin coat of coated pit
Molecular function (GO): structural molecule activity; clathrin light chain binding
Source: RefSeq, a predicted model, not a curated record